Messenger RNA from Oppiella nova, 498 nucleotides. NCBI's taxonomy places the organism in Eukaryota, Metazoa, Arthropoda, Arachnida, Sarcoptiformes, Oppiidae. The record is from the annotation of a GenBank genome assembly.
AUCAAGUAUUCCUCUGGAGUUGAAGUUAACUUCGGCAAUGAGUUGACACCGACUCAAGUGAAGGAUCAGCCGGUGGUGGACUGGCCGGCAGACAACAACUCCUACUACACACUAUUGAUGACAGAUCCCGACGUUCCCAGUCGUACUGACCCUAACUUAAGUGAAGGCAAACAUUGGAUUGUCAUCAAUAUUCCCGGCGCUGAUGUCAGUAAAGGGCAGACAUUGGUUGAGUACAUGGGCUCCGGCCCAUUUAAGGGAACAGGAUUUCAUAGAUAUAUAUUCGUUGUAUACAAACAGACGGAUAUUAUUAAUACUAAUGAGAAGGUUAUAUCGAAACUGACAGUCGAGGGGCGAAUGCUGUGGAAAAUCAAAGAUUUUGCUAAGCAAUACAAUUUAGGUCAACCAAUAGCUGCCAAUUUUUACCAAGCUCAGUUUGAUGAAUGGGUUCCUAUUUUUCUAAAACAGAUAGGCCUUGAUCCUGAUUCUUUUAAAUCAUAA